Messenger RNA from Lodderomyces parapsilosis, 951 nucleotides. It is a transcript of the gene GAL102, whose product is annotated as Gal102p. The coding region runs from base 1 to 951 and encodes 316 amino acids. NCBI's taxonomy places the organism in Eukaryota, Fungi, Ascomycota, Pichiomycetes, Serinales, Debaryomycetaceae. Gene Ontology annotation, molecular function: dTDP-glucose 4,6-dehydratase activity. The transcript has a single exon. The record is from RefSeq and is a predicted model, not a curated record.
AUGACAAACUAUACAAAGCGGGUUCUUGUUUCAGGUGGUGCUGGAUUUAUUGGAUUUAAUUUCCUUUCUCGAGAGGUCCGCAAGCACCCCGAAUACUACUUCAUAUGCGUUGACGUGUUGAACUACGCUAGCAACUACAAACUGCUCAAAUAUUUGGAGCGAUUUGAAAACUACAAGUUCGUCAAGCUAGACUUGAGCGAGGACGUGGAACCUCUACUUCAAUUGGCCAAGCAAUAUCAAGUGACUGACAUCAUAAACUUUGCUGCAGAGUCUUGUGUGGAUCGAUCAUUUGAUUCACCCGUCUUUUUCACCAAAAACAACAUUUUAACCACUCAAAAUUUACUCGAAUGUCACAGACUCCUUCAAAUACAUACUUUUAUUCAUAUUUCAACCGAUGAGGUGUAUGGAGAUGAAAUCAAAGAAGCUACUGAGAACUCACCUUUGAACCCAACCAACCCUUAUUCAGCUACCAAGGCGGCAAUCGACAUGAUUAUCAAUGCCUAUGUGAAAUCUUACAAGUUACCGGUGACAAUUUUGCGACCAAACAAUAUUUAUGGGCCAGGUCAGUAUCCAGAAAAGCUAAUCCCAUUGGUGAUUGAGUGUGGGAAGAAAAGCCGUUCUGUUCCAAUUCACGGGGAUGGAACUAACGAGAGGAGGUAUCUAUACAUAAGUGAUUUCUUGGAUGCUAUGGACAUACUAUGGCGCAAAAACGAAUGUGUUGGGAUCUACAACGUAGGGGGUGGAGAAGUAAUUGACAAUAACUCACUAGUCAGCGUGAUCAAUAAAGUGUUUGGAUAUUCAACUGAAAUUGAAUAUGUAAAAGACAGAAACUACAACGAUAUAGAUUACUCCAUCGAUACAUCAAAGUUGCGCAAGCUUGGUUGGAGGCAAAAAGUGACAUUACAUGAAGGGUUAAAAGCUAUGAAAAAUAUAGAUUAUGUCAAUUUAUAG